Messenger RNA from Condylura cristata (star-nosed mole), 1549 nucleotides. RefSeq names its product RELT-like 2 (gene RELL2). The coding region runs from base 235 to 1140 and encodes 301 amino acids. The transcript has 8 exons. Lineage: Eukaryota; Metazoa; Chordata; Mammalia; Eulipotyphla; Talpidae. Gene Ontology annotation, biological process: positive regulation of p38MAPK cascade; positive regulation of cell-substrate adhesion. The record is from RefSeq and is a predicted model, not a curated record.
CCUCCCCCCCCCCUGCCGCGGCACCGGUAUCCGCAGCGGCAACCCGGAGCCGUUGAGGCGGCGAAGGGGGGAAGGGGAGGAAGCGAGGGAUGAGCGCCGGGAGGGCGUCGGGGGCCUUGAGCCGGACGAGGACGCCCCUGAAGCCAGAACCGGAGCCGGAGCCGGAACCAGAAGCACACCACCGCCCCAUAGCCCCAGGAGGCACCCUGGCCCGAACUCGCCCUCCAGGGCCUCAUGUCGGAACCACAGCCUGACCUAGAACCGCCCCAACAUGGGCUGUAUAUGCUCUUCCUGCUUGUGCUGGUCUUCUUCCUCAUGGGCCUAGUAGGCUUUAUGAUCUGCCACGUGCUUAAGAAGAAGGGCUAUCGCUGCCGUACAUCCAGGGGUUCUGAGCCUGACGACGCCCAGCUCCAGCCUCCUGAGGACGAUGAUGUGAAUGAGGACACAGUAGAGAGGAUUGUUCGCUGCAUCAUCCAAAAUGAAGCCAAUGCUGAGGCCUUGAAGGAGAUGUUGGGGGAUAGUGAAGGAGAAGGGACAGUGCAGCUGUCCAGCGUGGAUGCCACCUCCAGCCUGCAGGACGGAGCCCCCUCCCAUCAUCACACAGUGCACCUGGGCUCUGCAGCCCCUUGCAUCCACUGCAGCCGCAACAAGAGGCCCCCACUUGUCCGUCAGGGACGUUCCAAGGAAGGAAAGAGCCGUCCCCGGCCUGGGGAGACCACCGUGUUUUCUGUGGGCAGGUUCCGGGUGACACACAUUGAGAAGCGCUAUGGGCUGCAUGAGCAUCGUGAUGGCUCCCCCACGGACAGGAGCUGGGGGUCUGGUGGGGGACAGGACCCAGGAAGUGGCCAGGGGUCUGGGGGAGGGCAGCCUGGGUCAGGGACACCUGUCACUGAGAAUCUACCCCCUGAGAGGCCCCAGGCCCUUGCCACCCCACCAGUACAGAAUGGAGGACUCAGAGACAGCAGGCUAGUCUCUCGCACACUUGAGGGGAACCCUGGAGCCUCUGCAGAGCCAACACUGAGGGCCAGAGGGAGGGAUCCAAGCCCAGGGCCCUCCAGUCAGGAGGCAAAUGGACACCGAAGCAAACUGGACACCUCUGACCACCAGGUGUCCCUGCCACAAGGAACAGGAAGUGUGUGAGCCUCAUUCUUCUUUGUGCUGACUGAACUGACUACCAGCUGGCAGGGCCAGGGGAUGGGUGGGCUUGAAGCCCCUCCUUCCCACUGGACAGCACUGCCCUCCUGCUGAGGGACCAGCCCUACUUCCUGGAGUUGCAUGGUCUCAGGUUGGGGGACCUCAGGAGGAGUGCCCCCAACCCUCAUCUGUGUCUCAUGCCCCUCCCCUGCCUGCCAACAGGCUGCCUAACCUGCCUUCCCUAUCAUCUCGCUCCAUAUGCUAGAGCGUGACAGCUGGGAGCAGGCCCCUGCCCUUGGUGGGCCCCUAAAGCAAUAGCACCUUAGGCCCCCUGCCCUCUUGGCACAAGAGGUCCAGGCCCUGGCUUGGGCUUUGUGCCCUUUAUUCACUGUCAAUAAAUCCGCUCAGACUAUUA